Messenger RNA from Penicillium brevicompactum, 1719 nucleotides. RefSeq names its product putative isoamyl alcohol oxidase. The coding region runs from base 1 to 1719 and encodes 572 amino acids. The record is from RefSeq and is a predicted model, not a curated record. The transcript is spliced from 3 exons. NCBI's taxonomy places the organism in Eukaryota, Fungi, Ascomycota, Eurotiomycetes, Eurotiales, Aspergillaceae. Gene Ontology annotation, molecular function: oxidoreductase activity; FAD binding.
AUGAAGGCCUGGACAUUGGGUUCCCUCGUGGCUCUUGCGGCCCCAGCAAUUGCCUCUGAUUGCCACUGUUUGCCGACGGACAGCUGCUGGCCUGCUCCCUCCGCUUGGAAUGCCUUGAACUCUACCGUUGGUGGUAGUCUGGUUGCGACCGUGCCCAUCGGUACCCCCUGCCACGCCCCUAACUAUGACGCCGCCGCCUGUGCGUCUCUCAAGGCCGAGUGGUACAAGCCCGAGCCUCACCUUGACUCCUCUUCGUCUGUGAUGCAGACCUACUUUGCCAACCAAACAUGUGAUCCUUUCUCUGCCAAGUCCAAGCCUUGCACUCUGGGCAACUACGUCAGCUACGCUGUCAACGUCUCCUCCAGCGAUCAGGUCAUCGCUGCUGUGAACUUUGCUCGCGAGAACAACAUUCGCUUUGUUAUCCGUAACACUGGCCAUGACUACCUUGGUCGCUCUACUGGUGCUGGUGCCCUCUCCGUCUGGACUCACCACAUGCAUGACAUUGAGUACCAAGACUGGACCGGCCCUUACUACCAGGGCCCUGCUUUCAAGGUCGGCGCUGGUGUCGUCGGCUACCAGAUUCUCGAGGCCGCUUCCGCCAAGGGCCUCGUCGUCGUCACCGGUGAAUGCCCUACGGUCGGUCUCGCUGGUGGUUACACCCAGGGUGGUGGCCACUCCGCUCUCAGCACCGAGUUUGGUCUCGGUGCCGACAACACCCUCGAGUUCGAGGUUGUUACCGCUGCCGGUAAGCUGGUCAAGGCUUCCCGCACCGAGAACGAGGAUCUCUUCUGGGCCCUCAGCGGUGGUGGUGCCGGCAACUACGGUGUUGUCAUCUCCAUGACUGUCAAGGCUCACCAGGACGCUCCCAUCGCUGGUGCUACUCUCCAGAUGGCUGCGACCGGUGUCAGCACCGACACCUUCUUCGAGGCUAUUUCCCAGUUCCACUCUCUGCUGCCUGCUAUGAUCGACCAGGGUGUCACUGUCAUCUACCAGAUGACCUCCAAGGUGUUCCUGAUUGCCCCCAUCACUGCCUACAACCAGACCUCCGAUGAUGUCAAGGCUAUUCUCAAGCCCUUCACCUCGGCUCUCACUAGCCUUAACAUCACCUACAAGACCACCUUCACCCAGUACGACUCGUACUACGAUCACUACAACCACUACAUGGGACCCCUUCCCUGGGGCAACUUGGACGUGGCCACUUACCAGUACGGUGGUCGUCUGAUGCAGCGCCAGAACCUCGAGCAGAACCACAACGGUAUUGCCGAUGCUCUCCGCACCAUCACCGGAGCCGGUGCUAUCGCCGUUGGUGUCGGUAUGAACGUUUCCGCUCCUACCAACGUCUCCAACGCCAUCUUCCCUGCCCUGCGCAACGCCGCCGUGACCAUGCAGAUUGGCACACCCUGGAACGAGACCGCCCCAUGGGCCAAGAUGGUCGAUGACCAGUACAAGAUCACCAACGAAUUGGUGCCCCAGCUCGAGAACGCCACCCCCGGCAGCGGUACCUACCAGAACGAAGCCAACUUCCGCCAGUUGAACUGGAAGGAGACCUUCUUCGGUAGCAACUACAACCCUCUCUUGACUGUCAAGCAGAAGUGGGAUCCUAACUCCUUCUUCUAUGCUCUCAAGGCUGUUGGCAGUGAUGCCUGGACUGUCUCUAAGUCUGGUCGCAUGUGCCGUGCUACUACUAGCGCUCGUAGCACCGGUGCGUGCCAGGCUUAA